Enhydra lutris kenyoni (northern sea otter) is the source of this 2302-nucleotide messenger RNA. RefSeq names its product zinc finger X-linked protein ZXDB-like. The transcript has a single exon. Gene Ontology annotation, biological process: regulation of transcription by RNA polymerase II. The record is from RefSeq and is a predicted model, not a curated record. Gene Ontology annotation, cellular component: nucleus. The annotation marks the transcript as partial. NCBI's taxonomy places the organism in Eukaryota, Metazoa, Chordata, Mammalia, Carnivora, Mustelidae. Gene Ontology annotation, molecular function: transcription coregulator activity.
CACCGACGCGGAGAUGGAAAGCCCGAGGCUGCUCCCGGCUGGUGGGACACGACAGAGCGGCGGUGUUCGCAGCCCCGCGGGCGCCAGCCGGUUCCACGGCGGCCCUGACCCGCGGGCUGGCCAGGUCCCCGCGCGCCGCCUCCUGCUGCUCCGGGGCCCCCAAGAUGGCGGGCCGGGGAGGCGGCACGAGGAGGCCCGCACGGCCUCACGGGGCCCGGGCCCGAGCCCGUUGGCCCCGAGGUUGGAUCACGCUGGCGGCGGCGACAGCGAUGACUUCUUCCUGGUGCUGCUGGACCCGGCGGGUGGCGACGUGGAGACCACGGGCGCCGGCCAGGCCGCAGGGCCUGUAUGGAGGGAGGAGGCCGAGUCGGUCCCACAGCUCCAGCAGGGUGAGAGUGGCGCGAAUCCCGCGGGCCGCCAGGCGCUAGGCCCUGGCUGCCAGUCCGCAGUCCCCGCCCCAUCCCCGGCUGAGAACCCGAUCCCCGCCCCAGGCCUGGGACCCGCCGCGGCCUUCACGGGCACGGUCACCAUCCACAACCAAAACCUGCUGUUGCGCUUCGAGAACGGUGUCCUCACCCUGGCCACGCCCCCGCCGCCAGCCUGGGAGCCUGGGGUCGCGCCUGCCCCUCAGCCUGGGGGUCUGAUGGCUCCGCAAGCGGGCGUCCCGCACGCCGCGCAGGCCAGCGACUGCCCAGAGCUGCCGCCCGACCUCCUGCUGGCCGAGUCGGCUGAACCCGCGCCGGCCCCAGCGCCUGAGGAGGAGGCAGAGGGCCGGGCCGCAGCCGAAAGUCCCCCCCGCAGGCCGCUGGGCCCAGGCCCGGGCGUGGUGCUGUACCUGUGUCCCGAGGCUCAGUGCGGACAAACCUUCGCCAAGAAGCACCAGCUGAAGGUGCACCUGCUGACUCACAGCAGCAGCCAGGGCCAGCGGCCCUUCAAGUGCCCCCUGGGCGGCUGUGGCUGGACUUUCACCACCUCCUACAAGCUCAAGAGGCACCUGCAGUCGCACGACAAACUGCGGCCCUUUGGCUGCCCUGCAGAGGGCUGUGGCAAGAGCUUCACCACGGUUUAUAACCUCAAGGCACACAUGAAGGGCCAUGAGCAGGAGAACUCGUUCAAAUGCGAGGUGUGCGAGGAGAGCUUCCCCACUCAGGCCAAACUCAGCGCCCACCAGCGCAGCCAUUUCGAGCCCGAGAGGCCAUACCAGUGCGCGUUUUCUGGCUGCAAGAAGACGUUUAUCACAGUGAGUGCCCUGUUUUCCCAUAACCGUGCCCAUUUCAGGGAACAGGAACUUUUUUCCUGCUCUUUUCCUGGCUGCAGCAAACAGUACGACAAGGCUUGUCGCCUGAAAAUUCACCUGCGGAGCCACACCGGUGAGAGACCUUUCCUUUGUGACUUUGACGGCUGUGGCUGGAACUUCACCAGCAUGUCCAAACUCUUAAGGCACAAAAGGAAGCACGAGGAUGACCGGAGGUUCAUGUGCCCUGUGGAAGGCUGUGGGAAAUCUUUCACAAGGGCUGAGCAUCUGAAAGGCCACAGCAUAACCCACCUGGGCACAAAGCCAUUUGUGUGCCCUGUGGAAGGCUGCUGUGCCAGGUUCUCUGCUCGCAGUAGUCUUUACAUUCACUCCAAGAAACACUUGCAGGACGUGGACACUUGGAAAAGCCGUUGCCCAGUCUCUACUUGUAAUAAACUCUUCACAUCCAAGCACAGCAUGAAGACCCACAUGGCCAAAAGGCACAACCUCGGCCAGGAUCUCUUAGCUCAGCUAGAAGCUGCAAACUCUCUUACCCCCAGCAGUGAACUUACCAGCCAGGGACAGAGUGAUCUCAGUGAUGCAGAGCUAGUGUCUCUCUUCUCUGAUGUGCCUGGCAGUAGUUCAGCUGCAGUGCUGGACACAGCAUUGGUGAACUCUGGAAUCUUAACUAUUGAUGUGGCUUCUGUGAGUUCAACUCUGGCAGGAAGCCUCCCUGCUAAUAAUAAUAAUUCCUUGGGGCAGGCUGUGGACCCUCGGGCCUUGAUGGCCACCAGUGACCUUCCUCAAAGUCUGGAUACCUCUCUGUUUUUUGGAACGACAGCCUCUGGCUUUCAGCAGAGUCCCUUAGAUAUGGAUGAUGUUCCAAGUCUAAGUGUGGGGCCAUUGGCAUCUCUGGGCUCUUUGGCUAUGAAAAACUCGAGUCAAGAGCCCCAAGCUUUGACCCCCAGCAGUAAGCUAACAGUGGACACAGAUGCUCUGACUCCUUCAAGCACCCUUUGUGAAAACAGUGUCUCAGAACUACUGCCGCCAACCAAAGCAGAAUGGAAU